Messenger RNA from Uranotaenia lowii, 3336 nucleotides. RefSeq lists its product as uncharacterized. Lineage: Eukaryota; Metazoa; Arthropoda; Insecta; Diptera; Culicidae. The transcript has 2 exons. The record is from RefSeq and is a predicted model, not a curated record. Bases 1 to 3336 code for a protein of 1111 amino acids.
AUGUCGCGCAAAAUGAAACAACCAGCUCAAAAGGAAGUUUUCAGUUGCGUAAUCUGCCCUCUUCCGGAUAGUCGGGAAGAUAUGAUGCAAUGCCGGAACUGCUCUGCCUGGGUUCAUUAUUCCUGUGGAGGUGCUGCAAAUGAGGCGGAAGCAAAGAAACUCGACUAUGUGUGUCCUAAAUGUCUAGCGGAGAAGCGCUCGGACACAAGAUCACUCAAAAAAGGAACUUCGACAACAAGCCGACGAUCGGAAGCGCUAGCUCUGAAACUGCAGCAGCUAGAAGAAGAAAAGCAGCUGCGGGAUCAACAAAAUCAGGCAAAGCGGAAACUACAGGAGAAACGCCGGACGCUACUGGAAGAGGAGGAGCAGUUACAGAAGGAAGAGGAUCGUGAAGCUUUGGAAUAUCUGCAGAGUAAGCAUUCUUUGGAGCAGCAAUUGGAGGAAGAAUCCAGCAAUGCUAGUCGAAUAAGCGUUCGUAGUCUGGAAAGCCGAAGCAAAGUUGAGGAUUGGUUGAAGGAAAACGAUAGCGUGUGUGAUGUCGACCCAGUUCAGGAGAAGCUGGUGGCUGCCACAAUGUUGGAAAACCAAAUUCAAUCCAUCAAAAUUGCGCAAAUUGAGAAACAGCUUCAAACUAACGUAUGCUUCCGAAAUUCUGCCGAAAACACAAGUUGCGUUUCUAACUAUUAUACGCUUCCAACAAACGGAUUUGUAAACCCAACCGGAAAGUCAACCCCGAAAUUAAACGUGCAAAGGAAUACAGAUUUUCGAGUAGCACAAGAAGCAAAUGAAGGGGUGACUCCUUUUGAGCCCACCGUAUCGAAACGUGAGAACUAUGGAAUUCCCAGUACAAGUCCCCGACAAGUUAUGCCUAAGGAUCUGCCGUUAUUUUGGGGUAACGCUGAGGAAUGGCCUAUCUUUUACAAUCAUUAUGUAAUGACGACUGAAGUGUGCGGAUAUACAGACGUUGAAAACUUAGCAAGGCUGCAAAGAAGCUUGAAAGGCACCGCUCUGGAUUCGGUUCGUAGUCUCCUACUGUCUCCUUCGUCAGUACCGUCUAUCAUCAGCUCCCUACAGAUACUAUUCGGUAAGCCAGAACUAAUUCUUUACUCAUUAAUUAAGAAAGUUCGUGACACUCCGGCACCCAAACCCGAAAGGUUAGAUAUGCUGAUCACCUUUGGCAUGGCAGUCAAAAAUAUGUGCGCUCACAUGAUUGCCACGGAACAAGGCGAUCAUCUUUCAAAUCCAUUAUUACUGCAGGAACUCAUUGAUAAACUACCAGUUGCUAACAAAAUGGAUUGGGCACGUUAUCGUUCAGGUCUGUCGACAGUGAAUCUGAAUGACUUUGGGAAAUUCAUGGAACGAACAGUAAUGGAAGCAAGCUUGGUUGUUCUGCACGUAGUGCCAGAAUCUAGGGGAUCUAAAUCCGAAUCAAAACAGCGUGAUAGAAUGUUUGUGAACUUCCACGAAACUUCUCUGAUCCAAUCACGAGAUAGUGAGUCGAUGGUAGGAGAUUAUGAUGAUAGUAUUUGCACACAAUGUCAGAACGGGGAGCAUAAAGCAGAUGCUUGUGAUUGGUUCAAACUCUUACCAGUCGACGAACGAUGGAAAGUGGUUCAUAAAUUGAAGUGGUGCCGAACGUGCUUUGGACAGCAUGGCAAAAUUGAUGGAAAAUGGUUAUGCCCUAGCAAACGACGAUGUAACCAAAACGGAUGCCAGAAACUACAUCAUAAGCUUCUACACAAUACUACUAAACAGCAGCAGACGGACGUGAUGGCACCAGGUACACAUGCGGUGUUAAACCAUCAUUCAGUACAGAUGCCUACGUUGUUUAGGAUCGUUCCUGUGACUGUUCAUGGUAAAAAUAGGUCUAUCGAGACGUUCGCUAUGUUAGAUGAAGGUUCGGCUGUAACGUUAAUGGACAACGCACUUUUCGAGGAAUUGGGGACAAUUGGCGUCGCCGACCCAUUAUGCUUAUUAUGGACAGAUAAUGUAUCGCGCAUCGAAGCUAAAUCUCGUCGAGCAGAAUUGAAAAUCUCCGGUCAAGAUGGGCAUAAGUAUCCGAUGUUCAAUGUCCAUUCAGUUUCAAAACUAGUCCUUCCACAGCAAUCUUUAAAGGUCCGUGAAUUGUUCGACAAAUUUCCCCAUUUGCGAUGUGUGCCUGUUGAAGACUAUUCAAAAAUCAUUCCACGAAUUUUAAUCGGAAUUGACAACGUUCAUCUGUUGGUUCCUAUGAAAGCAGUUGAAGGAAACACGUUAAGCCAACCAAUAGCUGUUUUGUCACGAUUAGGUUGGUCGAUUUAUGGAGGCUGCCCUGGAGGAAACACGGUUGUCAACGUCCAUUUGGUUAAACAAUGUAACUGCAAUCAAGGAGAAAGUCUUCAUGAAUUGGUUAAGCAGUAUUUCAAGGUGGAGUCAACUGGUAUCGGGGUCGAAAUCCCAGAGUCUGAAGAAGAUAAGCGGGCUCGUUCUAUCCUGGAAAAAACUACACGUCGUGUUGAUGGCGCAUUCGAGACCGGACUUUUAUGGCGAUAUGAGGACUUCGUUUUUCCUUCCAGUUUCAAAAUGGCACUUUGUAGGCUUAAAUGUCUGGAAAGAAAAUUGAAAAAAGAUGAUAACUUGUACGAUGCUGUUAGGAAACAGAUACAGGAAUACCAGAUUAAAGGAUACGCGCAUAAAGCAACUCUAGCCGAACUUCAGAAUACCGACUCGAAGAGAAUUUGGUAUCUACCACUUGGAGUCGUGGUCCAUCCUAGAAAGCCCGGAAAAGUUCGCCUUAUUUGGGACGCUUCAGCAGAGGUUGACGGCAUCAGUCUGAAUUCGAUGUUACUAAAGGGACCAGAUCUUCUUACGUCGUUGACAACAGUUUUGAGCAAUUUUCGGCAGCAUAGAGUGGCAAUCGUUGGUGACAUCGAACAGAUGUUUCACCGAAUAAGGAUUUGUGACGCGGACAAGCAAGCCCAACGAUUUGUAUGGAGAGAUCAGCCGUUCGAGGAUGCAACUGUGUUUGUGAUGGACGUUGCAACCUUUGGGUCCACUUGCUCCCCCUGUUCGGCACAAUUUGUGAAGAAUCGGAAUGCGGAGGACUUUGCAAGGUUGUACCCCAAAGCGGCAUUCGCUAUUCAAAAGGGACAUUACGUGGACGACUGUCUUGUGAGCUGCGAUACGGUUGAGGAGGCUAUACAAUUGGCACUGCAAAUAAAGGAAAUCCAUGCAGCAGCUGGAUUUAAUAUAAGAAACUGGAUUUCCAAUCGACCCGAAGUGCUUCGUGGCAUUGGUGAAGAAGUCACUUUGGAGCAGAAGAGCCUUCAAAUUGAAAAAAAUCGGCGCAUCUUCUAA